AUGGAAAUUGACAGUCCACAGCCUGUCAAACCAAAGGUUAGAGUCAUUAAAAAGGUUAUCAAGAAGAAGCCUUUGUCAUCAUCCAACAACUCAUCACAAUCAACUAUAACCACUGCUGGUGUCGCUCGAAAGAAUGCUCCCUCCUCUUCCUCGACGACUGAACCAAUCAUUCAAGAGGACGGCGUUAUGCCUCCCAACCAAGGACUUGAAAGAAAAAAGGAAGAGUUUAGAAAGCAACUGACCGAAAAGGUCAAGGUUGAAAAGAAGACCUUUGAGAUUCAGUCCUAUCUUAUUGAUAUCUCUGUUUCUGAUGCUGAACUUAAACAAUAUGCAAUCUUUUUACAACCAAAUCAUUAUGAUGAUAUAGUAUUGGAACGUGCUAUAUCUAAACUUUGUGGAUUUCCAAAUUGCAAGAAUCAAAUCAAACCAAAUCAAAAUACACAUAAAUAUAUCAUAUCAACAAAGGAUCAAAAAGUAUACGACCAAAGUGAACUAUCCAACUAUUGUAGUACCGACUGUUUGACAAAAUCAAAGUUUUAUAGAUUUACUCUUGAUCCCACACCUGUACAUCUUAGAAAUAUCGACCCUGACACUUUUAGUAUCAAACCAGAGGAUAAUAUAAUUGAAAAUAUAGAAAAUAAUUUAAAGAUUGUAGAAAAUGAAUCAGCGUCCAAGACACCAUUAAAUAUGAAAUUUGGUUCAAUUAAUAGUGAUACACCUGUCAAUAGUAAAAUAGUAUUAAACAAGCCGCUAGUACCCAUUGCUACUCCUGUUGCUCCUGCUGCUGCUGCUGUUGUUGUUUCUACGCCGCCGCCACCACAGAUAACGACGACAAAUAUAGUAGUAGAAGAUGUAGAUAUGAAAACAACACCAAAAAUGACAAAAAGAUUUGGUAAUGGAGGUAGUAGCGGGUCACUAUCAUCAUUGCCAAAAUCGAUUAUUAGUGACGAUGAACAUUUGACGGCAGACGAUAAAUCAUUUACCGAUGCCAUGUCUGAUAAUAUGUCGUUUGGUGGUGAAGACGGCGAUGAGGAUGACGAUGACGGCGCCGAUGACUACUUGUCAACUGGUGACGACCAAGAAUCAGACUCUGAGCAAUCAAUCUAUUGUUUCUACGAGAAACCAAUUACCUCUGUUGGCAAGAAACCAAACCAACCCAUAUCAAACUAUCACUCUGUCUAUUCACCACUUUCAGAAUGGCGUACCAUUGAAACUGAACGAUACUUUAAAUCCACAAAUAACGAUCAUGAACCCGAAACUACAAUCCCACAAACUCCUCAAAUCAAACAAGCUUUACAUCAUUAUUUAUCUUUAUAUUAUCCUGCAAUUUUAAAUGAUAUGAAUAUACAAGAAACAUCAUCAAAGGAACAUUUAAUUGAUUUGGUUGAUACAUUCUCAUUGACCAGACCCAUACCAUCACUUUCAGCGUCACAUUGGAAAAUGGUUGUAUUGGUACUUAUUUAUUCCCUCACUACAAGAUUCGCCUCUCUCAAACAACACUUUGACGCCCACCAACAACGUCUUCAAAGACUACUAAAAGAUUUUGGUUUUGACCAAUAUUAUCUAAAGGUAUUUGUCGAUUUAGUUAUCAAUGGCUAUCAAUAA
Molecule: messenger RNA, 1605 nt
Organism: Cavenderia fasciculata
Lineage: Eukaryota; Evosea; Eumycetozoa; Acytosteliales; Cavenderiaceae
Exons: 5
Coding region: 1-1605 (534 amino acids)
Cellular component (GO): cytoplasm; nucleus
Molecular function (GO): RNA polymerase II CTD heptapeptide repeat phosphatase activity; RNA polymerase core enzyme binding
Source: RefSeq, a predicted model, not a curated record